This is a messenger RNA of Onychostoma macrolepis, 2653 nucleotides long. RefSeq names its product microcephalin 1 (gene mcph1). The coding region runs from base 219 to 2402 and encodes 727 amino acids. The transcript has 16 exons. Gene Ontology annotation, biological process: mitotic cell cycle. The record is from RefSeq and is a predicted model, not a curated record. Lineage: Eukaryota; Metazoa; Chordata; Actinopteri; Cypriniformes; Cyprinidae.
AGUUCCCAUAAUGCGUCGCAAAAGGAACCAUUGCCGCGAAAACACAUUUUGUUCUUUUUUUUUUUACAGUCGUGAAUGGUCAAAUGAAAACAGUGUGUUUUAACGGCACGAUGUACAAAUAUACGUAUAUAUAACAAACAAACAAGGAUAGAUUUGUUUCGCAAUGUUGACGUGUUAUUCUUUGGUUAAGUUUUAGAAGGAGACCUUUAGGAUCAAUCAUGACAGGAAAAAACACUUCUACUGGUUUUCUCAAAGAUGUGGUGGCGUAUGUUGAUGUGUGGUCUGCGAGCAGAAUGGAGGAUUACUCUGAUCCGUUCAUUCAGCAGCUGCAGGACAUGGGUGCAGAGGUAUCUAAGACACUCAACAAACAAGUGACCCACGUAGUUUUCAAACAUGGCCGCCCGUCCACAUGGAAGAAAGCCCAGAAAAUGGGUGUGAGGAUUGUUUCUGUCCACUGGGUAGCAAGAUGCAAAGAGGGUAAUGAACGUGUAGAUGAAAAUCUUUUCCCUGCUCAAAAUGAAGAGUCCAAACUUCUUCAUCAUCUAAAUAAAAGAACACACCGUUGCAUGCAACCUAGAGAUAUUCCUAUAAAGACCCCUGAGAAUGACAGGCGGCUCAAGAAAAAAUUAGACAAGAUGAUGGAAGGCCUGAUCUCCUCAUCCCCCGUUGUGUCUGACACAUCACCAUUCGUUAUUGAUGAGGAAAAUGGAGUAGUGUACAGUCCGUCUUUAAAACGCUCUGACAGCAUGGCUCAGCGACUGAGAGAAAUGAGAGCUCAACGUGAACAUCUCUCACCUACUGCCUCACAGAUGCUGGAUAGUGCCUCAGGAUGUAAUUCGCCUUUGAGACCACCUUUUGGGGCAUCACCAACUCUGUCUUUCUUGCAACAACUAGAGGAAGAGCCUUUGGAUUGCUUCUCAGCCUCUCAAUAUCAUUCCUCCAAGAAAAGAGAUGAACAAGAAAAACAGAACUGUAAUAAAAAGUUAACAAUGAAAAUGACAAGUAAAGCAAAAAAACAAAUACCUACUGAAUCAGACACAGCCAUGGUUAUGUGUAAUCUGGCCGGUGUUGAAACAAAAAGUAAAGUCUCACCUAUAUCUUCCAGAUCAAGAAGGUCUUUAGUGAACAACAUUGGAGGAAAGAAACAGUCCUCUUUAGAGUGUUACAUUGAUAAUACCUGUUCUGAAAGAAAACAAAGCUCACACCUCAAACCACAAACUGAAAACAGUGGCAUAUCUACAGAGUUAUCUGGCAGCCCUGAAAGCCUGACAAAAACCAAUCACAAAAACAUCAAAGGUAUACAGCAAUCCAAUGAUCUGCAGACCAGCUCCAAAUGUUUAUAUUCCAAGAAGAAGCAGACUUCAUCAGGCAGUUGUUUUACAGAAAUUGAAAAUUAUGGAUCGGUAACUACCAAGCCUGUUCGUAAAUUUCAAUGUCAAACGUCUGCUGUUUUGUGUUCUGCUGACUCAGUUGGUGAUGUUCCUAAUAGAGAUGAUGUGGAUGGUGAGGUGUUUGAAGACUGCUUCUCACCAGCCAACAAUGCCCUUAAACGAAGGGUCAUUUUAUUUGGGUCGACCCCAGAAAGAUUGCACAUGCCUGCUUUUGACCUGGAGGACUCAAACAAGAGGAAGGGCAAGAGAUCAUUUGGUAAAAAGCGAAAACAUGGGUUUAAAAAGUCUGCUGUGUGCUGCUCUCCUCUCAGCUCAACUUUCUUUGUUUGCAUUAUAUCAGUUGUAGGGAAAGAAAAUGAAAGCACAACUGAUGGAAGCAUUGAGAGAAGUCCUGAAAUGAGUAGCAAACCAAGACAUAUGAAAAAGGACAAGUUCAUGAAGAAAAAUAGAUCCUUGGUAAUGACAAGCAUGCCCACUGAGAAGCAGGAGGUAGUCUUCCAGCUAGUCAGAAAUCUGGGUGGUUUUACAGUGGUGGAUAAUGUGUGUGAAAGCACCACUCAUGUGGUGUCCGGCAGCCCACGACGGACCCUUAAUAUCUUGUUAGGCAUUGCACGUGGCUGCUGGAUUCUCUCCUUUGAAUGGAUCCUGUGGUGUUUGGAGCAUAGGCAGUGGGUUCCUGAAGAACCUUAUGAGCUGUCUGAUCAUUUCCCGGCUGCACCUAUAUGCCGUCUGCAGCAGCAUCUCUCUGCUGGGGAACAUCAGCAGGAUCUGUUCCAGCAUCAGCGGCCCAUGUUUGUGUCCCCACACUCCCAGCCCCCCUGCAACAGCCUGACGGAACUCAUUCAGCUUUGUGGAGGAACUGUGUGCCGGAGUGUGCGACAGGCUGGAAUCUUUAUUGGACAAUAUAAUGGCAAAAAAACAGAGGGGAGCUGCAGUCUUUCUGAACAGUGGAUUUUAGACUGUGUCACACACCUCACACUGCUCCCAUAUGAAAACUAUGUAUUGGAAUGAAGAACCCUGGAAUGUGAUACUCCUGUAGUUAUAAAAAUUGGAUUUAUUUUUAUUAUUAUUAUUUUUAAAUCUGUGUAAAUACUAUUAUUAAAUAUCUCUACUGUAUUUUGUGUGUUUGGCAACUUAGUGUAGUGAUUUGUCAUUUGCAUGUUAUUUAGUCAGUUGUCUUAUGUUAAUCUGUGUGGGGGUUUUUUUGUUUUGUUUUUGUUUUGUUUUUUCUUCAUUUAAUAAAACUGUGACUAAAAAGUGAA